GGGGGAGGGGGGCAGACAUGCCAAAUCGGAAAAGGGGGGUGAUCCGGGUAAAGGUGGUAAAUGCCCGUCCCAAUCCCUCUCCUCCGGUUCUCCAUCUCAAGAGGCACAAACAAGAGCAAGCUCAGUGCCCAACAGCCCCUCGCCGGACUCUCUCCCACAGAGAGGAACUCGGCCCCAAGCCCCGGAGACCCGCGCAGGCCGCCUCCGGAGGAGCCCCCGCAGACGCCAUACUAAAAGCCAAAAUGGCUGCCCGAAGGAAGCCCGCACCGCGCAGCUAGUGAGGGCUGGGUAACAAGCUUCUGCGGGAAGGGGGGAGGGGGGCUAGAGGAAGAGCCGUCGCCAGGACCAUCGCCCCCUCGAGCCGCACAGCAACCAACAUACAACCAGCUCAUUCAAUCUUGUUCAUUUGCGAGGGGCCUCAGAGCACGUAAAAAGUUCAAAAAUUCUGUACUGCCUCAAGACCCAUAUACAUCAAGAAAAAUUUGUGAGAAGGUGUGACUGAUCUCCCUUACGUUGGCAUCAAAAGAAGAGGAGCAUACCCACUAAUAUUUCCUGCUGCCAGGAGCUGUAACAUGUUGCUGUACUUUACUGUGAAAUUCAGUAAAGCAAAAAGUGCUCCUGGGCAAAGGGCAGCCAAGCAGUCCACCUGAAAGGCUCUGUGUUUACCCUGACACCUGAUCGGAACAAGAAUGAUACUAAAUUCAGAUACGUGUCUGAAAACUUGCCUUGGACAGCAUUUGCUGGGUUCUGGUUACAGCUACCCCUCGCCAUAACUUUUGAAAUAUAUUUGGAAAAAUACUGGCCAGAAAAAAAAAUGAUAAAAUUUUUCCUCAUGGUGAAUAAACAAGGGCAGACCCGGCUUUCUAAGUACUAUGAACAUGUGGAGAUUAAUAAGCGUACGCUUCUGGAAACAGAAGUCAUAAAGAGCUGUCUCUCUCGAUCCAAUGAACAAUGCUCUUUCAUUGAAUAUAAGGAUUUUAAGCUGAUAUAUCGGCAGUAUGCAGCUCUCUUCAUUGUGGUCGGAGUUAAUGACACUGAGAAUGAGAUGGCAAUUUAUGAAUUCAUCCAUAACUUCGUUGAAGUUUUAGACGACUACUUCAGCCGAGUGAGUGAAUUAGAUAUAAUGUUUAAUUUGGAUAAAGUACACAUCAUUUUGGAUGAGAUGGUGUUAAAUGGCUGCAUUGUGGAAACGAAUCGGGCAAGAAUUCUUGCCCCUCUACUAAUUCUUGAUAAGAUGUCAGACAGCUGAAAACAGAAAGGCUCUGCCAGACAACGUCGACUUACAGGAAAUGAGGACACCAUGGAAUACCUCUCAACAUCACUAGCCCAAAAGAUUCUGGAAGACCAAACGCUGCAAAAUGGGCUGUCCUUCCAAAGACAUUUAAAAUAGGUGUUUUCCACAGUUCCUAAACGGAAAACAAAACUAUUUUAAAACAUGAUGCACAAAGAAAAUUUUUCUCUAAACGGAGAGACAAGUUUUAUUUUCUGAACAUAAACAUUUUUUUCUCACUUGUUUAGAUUUUGCGGAGUACUGAGGGAAACUCUUUUGGUCUCUGCUUCCCUUUGCAAAGGGAUAAAUUCAGGAACAGCAUCAUGGGGUGGGAAGAAAAUGUGGCACCUCUCUGUUGGCCAAUAAACUUUUAAAAUUGACUUGAACAUGCAGAGCACUUUGAAUAAUACUGUUUUCUGAAUGCUAUCUUUUUCCUUAAAGUCAAAAUGUGUGUACCUAAUGAAAAUUGCAGAAUCAAAUAUUCUUUGCCAGUUUCUAAAAGCCUGAUAUCCAUUUUAUGGGUACUUGGCAAUUACAAAGACAUCAUGUAAUUAACUCUAUAGAGAAUGUUACUACCUAAUAAUGAAUCGCUAAGACAACCAUUAUAGCUAUCCUAUAUGCCAUAUUGUAAAGAGUUAGUCUUAUUAGUAAACUUAUUUGUAAAUGAAAUUUAGUUCGAAGUUUAAAAACAGAAUGCAAGAGAAUAUAUCUCUGUUCAGGUUGCCAUGAAAUGACUCCGUCUUCCCCUCCCUUUUAUUCCUUCAACCCCUUCUCCUGGAAUGUGUUGAAGCAAAGAAAACUGCUAAGUCACUAUAGAAGAGCAAUGCUCUGAUCCUCCCAAACCUUUCUGUAUAUAUGCUUUUGCUUCGUUAACAGUAGGAGAUACAGAGCUGUCUUAAGUAAAAGCAUGUUCAUGUGCAUGUUAGGGUAGGAGGGCAAGUACAUUGGAGGACACAGAAAUAUAGUCUUGAUACAUGAAGACACUGUGCCAUCCUAUGGAAUUC
Molecule: messenger RNA, 2274 nt
Organism: Aethalodelphis obliquidens (Pacific white-sided dolphin)
Lineage: Eukaryota; Metazoa; Chordata; Mammalia; Artiodactyla; Delphinidae
Gene: AP4S1
Product: adaptor related protein complex 4 subunit sigma 1
Exons: 8
Coding region: 815-1249 (144 amino acids)
Biological process (GO): protein transport
Source: RefSeq, a predicted model, not a curated record